Plectropomus leopardus (leopard coralgrouper) is the source of this 1026-nucleotide messenger RNA. The record is from RefSeq and is a predicted model, not a curated record. NCBI's taxonomy places the organism in Eukaryota, Metazoa, Chordata, Actinopteri, Perciformes, Serranidae.
CUCAGGAGCCUCUCACACACACAUACACACACACACACACACACACACACACACUGAGCUGGGCCUGGACACGCAGAUACAGCCGGCUGCCAGAUCAUCAUCAGUGCACCUCCUCAGAGUGAGGCCAGAUCACCGUCAUGGAGCUCCACAGCGCGCAGAGACCCCUCCGCCUCCACAGCAGCCACAGCCUGACCGAGGAGAAGCACGCGAUGCUGAACCUGAACCACCGCCUGGAGGCCUACCUGAGCCGGGUCAAACUCCUGGAGGAGGAGAACACUCUGCUAGAAAAACAGAUCCAAACUCUGAGGCGCAGCGGUCAGGGGGCCUCUGGGAGGAGGAGGGGCCUGCAGGAGGAGCUGCGGCAGGUGAGACUGGAGGUGGACGCAGCCUGGAGGGACAGGGUCCUCACAGAGCUGGAGGUCUGCAGGGUGGCCGAGGAGCUCCGAGCCCUGGACCUGCAGAGGCAGAAGGAGGCUCAGGCUCAUGUGGAGGCCAAGAAGAAAGUGGAGCAGAGCAGGAGGGAGCUGGAGGAGGAGCAGCGGGCGCAGGUGUGGCUGAGGGAGAAGGUCAAUCAGCUGGAGCACGAAAUGAGGCUCCUAAUUCAGACCCACCAGAAGGAUGUCGCCCACCUGGAGGCCAAACUGAGCCAGUCCAGAACCACGAUGCCUCCCACAAUGACCCAAAGGAGCAACCAGACUCCAGACCUCCUCCAGUUGGAGCAGGAGCUCUCCCAGAGGGCCAGCAGGGCCUGGCAGGAGGCGGCGGAGGCGUAUCAGGGGCAGUUAGAGCGCCUGGAGGAGUCGCUGAACCAGACCAGAAGCCGGUUAACACAGCUGGGUGAGGAGAAGAACCAGAGCCAGCUGAAGCUCCGACAGCUGGAGGAGGAGAUCUCCUCAGAGCAGGAGGUCCGGCUGCGUCUGGAGAAGAACGCAGCGGCGCAGGGAGACCGAUACGACCACGAGAUCCAGCAGCUGCAGGUGAGGGACCAACAUUCACACACCUGUCUCAUUCUACCUGUUUCAUAAA